CAAUAACAGGAAGUGGCAGAGGAACUGCUGGGCUGGGCUGAUCACUUUUGCCUCUGGAGGGGCCUGAUUAACCAGUGAGCAGCUCUGUGGGAGCUCAGACAGGUUCACAUGCAGCUGGAAACAGACACCGCUGACCUGAAACUGAGGAGGAUAAUACGAUUCAUAUACUGAAGGGAUUUUCAAAUCAAGGAAGAGUGUUGAAGGGACCCUGGUAGGAAUCCUGGAACAUCUAUGUUUAUCAGAUUUACAAGAAGCUCUGUCUUUACAUCAAAGUCUAAACUCUCUCUAUAUUUCACAAUGAUGAAACAGUCAGCCUGCAGGCAGUUGACUGAGCCUGGCUUCUGGGCAGGUGUCCUGGUUGUUUUAUGUACCCUCAGCAUGGGAGCUGAUGUCCACAAAGCUCUGAAAAAACCAUCCAUGCCAAGCAGAGUGCUUCAAAGACAUAAGAGAGACUGGAAAUGGGAUACACUUUUUGUGUAUGAGGAAAUGGCUCCAAAAAAACCAUCUAAAAAAAUUGGAAAGCUAGAGAAUACAUUCUUCAAUACGUCCUCAAAAUAUAAUCUCUCAGGAGAGGGUGCUAACACAUUUUUUACUGUAAAUGAAUAUGGGGAUAUCAGUGUCCAUGCAAAGUUGGACCGGGAGGAGAAAAGUAUCUACAAACUGUCAGCUUCACUCAUCAACAAAGAGAGCGGUAAACCGCUUGACAAAGAUGAUACAUUUGUAAUAGUGGUCCUAGAUAUUAAUGACAAUAGCCCUGUUUUUCCACCUGACCUCUCCGGAUCCAUCAGCGAGUCUUCUGAAACAGGAUCAAUACUAAUGACAGUAAAUGCAACUGAUGCUGAUGAUGGCAGCACUCUGAAUGGAAAGAUUGAAUACAAACUGCUAAAUGGGACAGACCUCUUCUACAUCAACAAAGAAAGAUUACAUAAUGUAGGUGAAAUCAGAUUAUUGAAAAAUAGUCUUGACCGUGAGAAACAGAGUCAGUAUAUAAUUGCCAUACAAGCCAAAGACCUGCCAGGAAUUGAGAAUGGGAAUUCUGCUACUACCACUGUGACAAUUAAUAUUAAUGAUGUAAAUGACAACAUUGCCACCUUCAAGAAAGGAAAAUACACAUUUAAUGUAAAAGAAGACAGCAAACCUGAAUAUGAAAUUGGCGUAUUAGAAGUGGAUGACAAAGAUGAGAUACAAAACAAAGAUCCAACGUUUACUAUACAACCUGAAUUUAAUGAAGUCUUUCACAUUAAACUAAAUAAUAUAAAAGAUGGAAUUCUUAGCCUCAAAGUGCCACUUGAUUAUGAAACGAGGAAUAUGUACAAAUUUCAUGUAAAUGUAGAUGAGCACACAGUGUCUAAAUCACCAGAUAAUCAAGCACCCAACCUGCAGAAGAGAGCUGAAGUUUUCAUCAAUGUAAUUGAUGUUGAUGAACCACCUGUUUUCAGCAAAACUGAAUACAACUUCAGUUUCUACGAAGGCCAUUUCAGUAGUCCAAUCAUUGGAGCCGUUUCAGCAAAGGAUCCAGAUAAAACUGGUAACAAAAUACGGUACUCAAUCGAAGAUGCAAACUGUCCUGUAGCUGUGGAUCAUGUACAAGGACAGCUGUCCGUUAAGAGACAACUGGACAGAGAGCAACAAUCCUUGCACACAAUCAAUGUUACAGCACAUGAGGAUGUACCAAAUGGUCUAAUGUCAUAUGCACGGGUUAAUCUGAAGGUUCUUGACAUUAAUGACAAUGCACCAGAAAUAACUAAUGGGACUUUGCAUGUUUGUGAGAGUGACACCGCAGGAACAACCAUUGGGACUGUGGGAGCCUAUGACAAGGAUGAAAGUUCGCAAAGGUUCAGUUUCACUCUGGCAAAAGAGAGCACAAACUUUACCCUUCAUAACCAUCUAAAUAACACUGCAAGCAUAAAGCUGAAGCAAGGUGGUUUCAGUACUGAAAGCUCAAUGAAAUAUGAGCUGGAAAUCGAAAUCAAAGAUGGAGGUACACCAGAACAGAAGAGCAUUAACCUUGUCCAAAUUAAAGUGUGCACAUGCCAUGCGGGACGACGGAUCGAGUACUGCAAGGCCUUCGCCCAGACCGGAGUGAGCGCCAGCGCCCUCUUAGCAAUUCUUCUCUGCAUCGUCACCAUCCUGGUCAUUGUCAUCCUCAUCGUGUUGCGAAGGCGCUAUCAAAAAGAAGUCUUGGUUGCCAAGUGUUCUGGCGAUAUCCACGAGCAGCUGGUGAGCUAUGACGAGGAAGGCGGUGGAGAAAUGGACACGAACGGUUAUGAUGUUUCCAUCCUGUCCUCUGCUUGUCAAGACAGCAGCUUUCGGCCCGGCCUGAGGCCUUCACUAUACGCCGUGGUGAAGAAACCUCCUGCUUGUAAGGGAGACAUGGGCAUGAUGAUCGAGGUGAAGAAGGAUGAGGCCGACCAUGACCGGAAUGGGAUUCCCUAUGAUACUUUACACAUCUACGGCUAUGAGGGAUCUGAAUCCCUGGCUGGUUCCCUCAGCUCUUUGGACUCAACCUCCAGCAAAUACAAUGUGGACAAUGACUUCUUGCAUGAGUGGGGACCUCGUUUCAGGACCCUGGCUCAGCUCUAUGGAGUAGACGACUCCGACACUGAUAGCUCCAACUGAUCCUGCUGAAGGUCAGGGUUAGGUAGUCAUCGUCCUAGAAGAAAACAUCAGCUUGAUGGAGACUGUUGUCUUCUCUUCAUGGGAUUUUUUGUAAUGGUCCCUUUAUGAAAGGGAUUAACAAGUGCCAAUACUUAUUUCUUUCAAGUAUUAUGACAUUAUGAUGAGCACUACUGCAUUUGUAAUUUUCAUAGAAUAAGUGUGUGUUAGUAGAAAAACAUGCUUUGCUUUUUCAGACUGGUUUUUGCCCAGCUAAAUUUUGUAUAAAACAGCAUUGGACACUGGUUGGACAAACUCUUCAGUUCAGGUUAAUUUAACAGCAAAUCAGAUCUCAUUUUAACAGAAAAUAUGUUCAUUUUGUGAAGGUUAUUUUCUGUUUCUUUUCUUAAUGUAGAUUUUACCAGUCUCUUGAGAAAACAUAAUUAUUUUACAUUUUGGCGACUUCAUACGAAAAUGUUACCCACUCCUAAAACUGAAAACACACAAAUUAGAUCAUACAAAUCAAAUGAAUUUGUACCCCAAAAUAAAAGAUAAAAGAAGCAAUGAGAUUGUGUUGUUCUUAAUAAUUUGUAAUUUUUUUGCAUCUUGUAUUCCUGUAAAAAUCCCCAGUUUGUUUGUAUACAAGUGUUUACUGGACUCAUGGUCAGCGUAAUUGCAGAGCCAGCAUUGUUCAGCAGACUUCUCAUCAGGAAACUACUGUAUUGCUAUGGGAGCAACAAAGGAAAUUGUGAUAACUGUACUUUGAAAGAAUUAAAGGCUACUCCAAGUUUAUUUGACAGAAAUCAUCAGCACAUCGAUUGUUAUGAGUAAAGCCCAAAUCUCAAAGGUUGACCAAUAUAAGGCAAUUGCAGACAUCUCAGGAAACGUGCAGUUAGUUUAAUGCCUGUUGAAAUGUGAAAAUUGGUCUGAAUAACUGUAUCACCAUGUGAAUCAUAAGUGGGGGUAUAUAUUUAAUAGCGUCAUAAAAGAAAAAAAAAACAGAAACACUGAACUUGUCAAAUAAUAUUUUGAUGAUAGUUAAAACAUAAAUACGUACGUAGCAAGGCAGGCAAUAUUUUUCAUCCUUCAUUUGAGACUAAAUAGACAAGUGGGUCUCCUUUUAUUAAAAAGAAAUUUGUAAAUCUUCUUUAUACCUUAAAUAUUUACCACUGUGCACAAACUCUACCCUGUUUCCCAUAUUAACCAGGGGCACAAUAUGUGGAAGCCACCUUCUCCCUUUCCUAUAGGGAAUUACACGCCAAGCACUCUUCUCUCGUCUCAUUUAAAAUGAGCAGCUCCAUCACUGAAAUGUCAACUUCCUGUCUGUCUGAGCACAAGCAAACGCACGUCCUGUUCUCUUAUCGUUCAAGCGAAGGAACAGAUUGAAACUGUUUUCCUGUUUUCUUGUCUGGAAAAAGGAUAAAGAAAGAAAACUUAGGAGAGUAGGAAAAUGUUAAAGAACAACAUAAACCACACUGUCUUGGUCACAAAGACAUUGCUGCAUUGUUCUUCAAGAGAAACAGUGCUGCUUUUGACUUUUAAUCAUACAAUGUAAUUGGUCUCUUUUCACCUUUUUCUUAGAUUAAUUGCUGGGUAAAGACCAUUACAGUACAAGAAAAUCAUCUUUUCAUGAUGGAAAUCAUAUUUCUCAAGUAAAACUGUGUUGAAGAAAAACUGGAAACAUUAACUAAAAUGGCCUUCGGUUAAUAUGUGAUUGUUCAUUAUUGUUAUCAUAUUUCCUGUAUGUAUGUUUUGAAUUAGUGGUUAUUGACAUUAUGGCCAGUUUUAAGUAUAAUGUUAUAUGAACGUUUUUCUUAAUGAACAAAUGUGUCUGAGAUUUGUUGGGAAGGUCCAGUAGACGUCAGUGUUGGGCAGUCAGACUAAACAUUUCAGUAUGUGUAAGACGGACAAAAAUAUGUGCCUUUCUAUUGUUAAAA
This is a messenger RNA of Carassius carassius (crucian carp), 4532 nucleotides long. RefSeq names its product cadherin-5-like. Gene Ontology annotation, biological process: multicellular organism development; adherens junction organization; homophilic cell-cell adhesion. The record is from RefSeq and is a predicted model, not a curated record. Gene Ontology annotation, cellular component: plasma membrane; bicellular tight junction; adherens junction. The coding region runs from base 232 to 2619 and encodes 795 amino acids. The transcript has 13 exons. Lineage: Eukaryota; Metazoa; Chordata; Actinopteri; Cypriniformes; Cyprinidae. Gene Ontology annotation, molecular function: cadherin binding; calcium ion binding.